CACCUGCUCUCCCUCCGCAGGCUUUCCAGAAGGAGCUGGGCAAGCGAGCCAGCUGCAUUAAGAUGCUGAAGCGCUCGGUGAGGGACCUGACUCGGGGCAGCAACAGCGUCGACUCCCAGUGGCUGCAGAAGCAAAUGGAGGAGCUGAGCGGCCGCUGGGACCUGAUCUGCAAACUCUCCAUCUCCAAGCAGGGCCGGCUGGAGGCUUCGUUACAGCAGGCGGAGGAGUUCCACACCCUGGUGCGCUCGUUCCUGGCCCACCUGGCUGAGUCGGAGAAAACCCUCCGGCACGGCGUCUUCCCGGAGGAGGAGGCGGCCCUGCGCGAGUGCCAGAGCCAGCUGCAAAUUCACUUCUGA
Molecule: messenger RNA, 356 nt
Organism: Chrysemys picta bellii (western painted turtle)
Lineage: Eukaryota; Metazoa; Chordata; Testudines; Emydidae
Source: RefSeq, a predicted model, not a curated record